AUGGGCUGUUUGCAGUCCACAUUGGCCACCGAACCUGUCGAUGUGGACGCCUCGCACUUGAACACAAACCCGGUGCUCGAGGACUUUCCAAAGACGGUCGAGCCCGUUGAAGUGAUGGCGGCGCACGACAGCGUGCCGUCGCCAGGGCUGGUCGACGCGCCAGGACCGGUCGAAGACGUUGCAUCUGUCGGUACGCACCACGACGCGAUCGAAGCACCACAAGCAAAGGCAUUUGAGAUCUUGGACGAUGUUGUUCACAUUCAGGGUGUGGUGCAUUACACAGUCCAACGCCACGACGGCGCCAAGGUCCAGAAACGGUACAACGAGUUCAAGCAACUGCACGACACGUUGUGCCAAACGCGUGGGUGCGAGGGAAUGCCCCAAGCGGGCGUGUGGACCGCGCUGCAGCGCACCAACCCAGCGCUCGUGGCAGAUCGCCGCGCCAAGUUUGAACUGCUCCUCAACAAGUGGGCGGCGGACGACGCAAACAAUGCCGUCCUCGCCGCGUUCAUGGCCGAGUCGUAA
This is a messenger RNA of Aphanomyces invadans, 525 nucleotides long. RefSeq lists its product as hypothetical. Gene Ontology annotation, molecular function: phosphatidylinositol binding. Bases 1 to 525 code for a protein of 174 amino acids. The record is from RefSeq and is a predicted model, not a curated record. NCBI's taxonomy places the organism in Eukaryota, Oomycota, Saprolegniomycetes, Saprolegniales, Verrucalvaceae. The transcript has a single exon.